AGGUGGGCUGGCGCCUCAAAUCUGAAUAGGUUUCAUCGAUCCUCUUUCUGACCGUGUAGCGGAUUUUAUUUCUUUUCUUUGCUCCGGAUCAUGGACGGUUUCUCCGUCGAACGGAUCGCGUACAUCACCCGGGUUCAGAGCUUCAGCGCCUGCCACCGACUGCACAGUGUUGACUUGAGCGACGAGGAGAAUAAACGUGUGUUUGAGAAAUGCAACAAUCCCAAUGGCCAUGGGCACAACUACACAGUGGAGGUGACAGUUCGAGGAAAAAUUGACCAGGUAACUGGAAUGGUGAUGAACCUGACAGACCUGAAGAGGUGCAUCAAGGAAGCCAUCAUGAUCCCACUGGACCAUAAAAACCUGGAUAAGGAUGUCCCAUACUUUGCCGGCGUCGUCAGCACAACUGAGAACCUGGCGGUUUACAUAUGGGACAACCUGAUGAAGGUUCUUCCCCCCAACCUGCUCUAUAAGAUUAAAAUCCACGAGACAGAUAAAAACAUCAUCACAUAUAGAGGAGAGUAGUCUUCCCUCAACUUUCUCAGCCGCCUGAGCACACGUACACCCACAUUUGCACCUGGUGUUAAAAUGUGUUUUUGGACAGUGGGUUGCAGUUGGAGAGUAUUUGACAGCAUGAAAGGACAUGUGGAAGACGCAUCGAGGACUCAUUGUGAUUUGAUUGGCCAAACUGUCUCCAGAGGUGGUUGGGGUGGCGUGUAAAGGGAAAUGUUGCCAUCGCGGAUCGAUGGUCUCUGCGACACAUUUUUGUUUUUUUGCUAUGACCCUCUUCUGACUGUGACGUGAGCUUCCGGAUGUCAAGGUGUUGAGUGGAGACGCACGUUAAUACCAGGUGGAAAUGUGGCUACGAUGUCUAUUCAGAUUGUUUGUACUCGCCAAACCAAUAGGUAACCUCAAGGUGUUGUACAUGGCAUGUUGACCAGGCGUUAAGAACCUUUAGAACACGGGUCCCGCUUUAAAAUCUGAAAAUCAUCUGUGACCCACCAGAACCUUUAAUCCAAAUCUGGACAGACUCGUGACACCAAAAUGAAGUAUUUCCAACAUUGUUAAACAUUGUCAGGUAAAUCAAGGAUAAUGCACAAUUUAAAUCCCAUAGCUGUGUUUUAUAACUUCUGAUUACAUUUUAAAAAAUAUUUUGAGGUAAUUUAAGACUUUAUUAUAAUUUUAUUUAUUUUUAAACUUUCUUGCAAAUUUGAACAAGGAUGUUUCUUAAAAUUUUUAAUGAUCUCUCAUGACCCACCUGCAGUACCUCCAUGGCCCACCAAGAGACAGCUACCCCCCACACUUUGGGAACCAUUGGUCUUGACCUUACCCUCUGUCUGAGCGAGCGUGAUUACUUGUAUUUAUUUAUUUAUUUUUUUAAAUGGGAAGAAGCCUCAAGCAGAGUUGCUUCUCGUAGGGUGCCAUCAUUGCCCUGUGAACUGUUGGUUUCCCCGUUUUGUGGGUGUUCUUACUCCCCAUCGGACGAGUUAAUUCUGCGUCCACUGAUGAGCAUUAGCUAAUGCCUAGCUCGCAACCAGCCAUAUGUGUUUGGAUGCGUAUGGGUCGCAGGGUUUCAAUACCGCAGGAAUCCUGGGGGAGUGACAGUUAUGGAGUAUCGGUGUAAUGUGUUCCUGUUUACAUAUGAAUUCUAGCUGCACUGUUUUGAAUGUAUUGGAGCCUUUGAAGGUUUUUUCCCUGAGAUCCCAAAGAGCAGGGAGUUAAGUAGUCAAGCAUAGAGGAGACAAAGGCAUGGACGUGUUUUUCAGCAUCAAUGAUGACAUCAUACUGCAGUGAGUGUAGUCUGUGUCACCUAAAGAACUACCUGAGGAACAGCAGAAGGCAUGGCCAAACCAGUGACCCAGUGUCACUCCUGGUAAUUACCCCUCAGAGAACACGGCCUCUGGACAGCAACCAAAUCAAUGAUGCUUUUGCUCUUAAUCACAACAACAGGUGCAUUGUGCUGUUUUGAAGACAUCAAUGGUAGGUGAAAGAUUUUUUCUCUGCCUGUUGGCAUUUUUCCCCUGAGGUUGUAGGCUACAUGUGUAGGUCUGUGGAUAUGUGUAUUGAACAGUAGCCUAGGUUUGUGUGUGUGAUUUUUGGUCAUUCUGUAUGUAAUUAGUGACUGUCGCAGAUCAGAAUGUGGCUAUGUGUACGCACGCCUGUGAACGCGGCAGAGGUGUAGCAGAGAGCCGGCGCGACACACGAGCCCAUAGCACCACAAUAAAAUUACCAAGCUCCCCCAAAGCACCUGCAGAAAAAAAAUUCUCUGGAGCCGCCACUGCGUACGUACUGUGUGCGUUGUUGAUUUUUCGCAAGCCCCAUCAAAUUUGCAUGUUAAGGACCAAAGGUCUGCGACCUUCUACGGCGCUGAACACACGCAAGUGACGCACAAGUCUCAAGCGUGGCUUUGCCAGAUAGACCGUAGUUUGCCUGUAGACUCCCCGUAGUAGCACGUACAGCGGGUUGUGAGCUCGGCUUUACACAGACUGAAAAGCUGUCUGAUCCGGUGUGCCUGUAACCUCUAACGCCAUUCUGUGAGCCGCUCUAACUUACAGACACGAUUCUGGUAGAGUCACCUGAUCUGACAGCGCCCUCAACUAUAAAAACAAAAAACA
This is a messenger RNA of Thalassophryne amazonica, 2612 nucleotides long. It is a transcript of the gene pts, whose product is annotated as 6-pyruvoyltetrahydropterin synthase. Gene Ontology annotation, molecular function: 6-pyruvoyltetrahydropterin synthase activity. Lineage: Eukaryota; Metazoa; Chordata; Actinopteri; Batrachoidiformes; Batrachoididae. Gene Ontology annotation, biological process: tetrahydrobiopterin biosynthetic process. The transcript has 6 exons. Gene Ontology annotation, cellular component: mitochondrion. The coding region runs from base 91 to 522 and encodes 143 amino acids. The record is from RefSeq and is a predicted model, not a curated record.